Meloidogyne enterolobii is the source of this 751-nucleotide messenger RNA. The record is from the annotation of a GenBank genome assembly. Lineage: Eukaryota; Metazoa; Nematoda; Chromadorea; Rhabditida; Meloidogynidae.
GAUGUGGUUAUUUAAUUAUUUUUCUUUAUUAAUUUUAUUUAUUUUUAAUUGCUGGGGUGAUCAACAAUUACCUGAAAGUGUUACCCCUCCAAUACAAACCCCACCACAACAAGAAGAGAUUAUUAUGGCAAUUUUUGUUCCGGCAGGUAAAGUAGAAUGUAUUUAUCAGCCAAUUGUUAAUUUGAAAUAUAAUUCUUUUGAAGUCGAUUAUCAGGUUAUCGAAGGAGGCGAAAAUGAUAUUUCUUUUAUUCUUAAAUCACCUAGUGGGAUAAUUAUUGCUUCUGAACAACAAAAAACUGAUGGAUCACACAAAAUUAUUCUUGAUGAGCCAAAUCAUGGAAGAGGAGAUUAUGCUUUUUGUUUUGACAAUUCAUUUAGCUAUAGCAGCGAUAAAAGAGUGUUUUUUGAAAUAUUUUUGUUGGAUAAAGAUGGAAAUUAUUUGAGUGAUUAUGACAUGAAAUUGUCUGCUAAAGACAGUGGUUUAUUGGCCGAACAAUUUGAGACAUUCAGUAGAGUCACUAACAAAGUCAAAGGCAAUUUAAAUGAAAUUGAACGUAUGCAAUCACAAUUUCGUGCAGUAGAAGCUAGAGAUCGUUCUUCUAUUGAAGUUGCUUUUGAAAGAAUUAAUUUUUGGAGUGCAAUUAAUUUAUUUUGUCUUAUAUUUGCUAGUUGUGUUCAGGUUUAUAUGGUUCGUUCGUUAUUGGAAGAUUCUCGAAUGGGAAAUUUUAUAAGGCAUGGAAAGUUUAAGUAA